CCGACAGUGCUACCGCAUUCGUUCACUGUAACGGCUAGGGAUAGGUUGAAAUGUACAUGAGAUUGGUUGUGUAAAUUGCAUCUAAAUUUUUAAUUCCUUUAAAUUUAUUAGUAUUUUUUCUUAAAUAUUAAUCAAAACUAUCAACACUCUUCGCUACAUUCUUCACAUGUGACAACGACCGUUGGAUUUAGCGUUUAUAGAAGACUCCAUAUUGCUUGAAAUACUGCUGUUUUGAUCUAUUUUUCUCAUGUAUAAAUUGUGGAACGUGAUAAUUCCACAAUAUUUCUUUGACCAUAAGUAACCGUAUAAAGGCUGAACAUAAAGCCUAGACAGGACAAGGAUUCACUAUUUCGAUCAUUGCUGCAGUCUGCUGCGUGGAACAAUGGUCGAUUAAAGUCAAGAAAGCAUUCAAUUUCCCUUGCUCUCUGAUAAUAAUAAUCGUCCCAGAUGAAAAAUAUUAAAAUAAAAUGGCCCCAAUAGAUCCCCAUCAGUUGUUGAAGGGACUAGCUCCCUUGUUAACACCAAAUGGUGCCAUCAAAAGUCCAACUGAAACCUCCAGAAUAGUUAGCUUGAUGAAAGAAGCAAACAAGCUUGUAAGCAGAUGUGUUUACAUCAACAUCCUUAGAGCUACAGAGUCUGAGAAAACUCUGGAAAAGUUUAUUGAGGUGGGAGGUUGGGAUGUCCUCAAUAGUUGGCUACAAGACUGUAAAGAAUCGGAGAAUUAUCCAGUUCUGGUAGAGAUGCUUAAAGUAUUCCAACAACUUCCUGUCACAGUGGAACUACUCAAGCAAAACAACUCCGCCAAGACCAUCAAGGCUUUUUCUAAAUGUGACAAUGAAACUGUCAAAACAAUGUCCUCUGAUAUUGUGGACAAGUGGAUGGAGAAGGUCAGAGGAAAGAAUAAUGAAGUUUCAAAUGACUCUAAAAAGAAGAAGUCAGACAAAGAAAAAAGUAAAAAGAGUGACAGAGACAAGGAAUCUGAUGAAAACAGGAAGAACAGUGAUAAAUCUAGAGAUGAGAAAUACUCAAAACAUAGGACUAAAGAGGAAAAACUCAGUGAGGAUGUGAGCAUUAAGGACUCGUUAGGUGUUGUGACAAAAACUAACGGACUGAAGCUUCAUAUCAAGAUAGAAAGACCCCCAGUGUCAGACAGUGAUAAAUCAAAAUCAGAGUCCAAACCAGACAAAAAACGAGCUUCCACGGUCAAAAGACCAAACACAAAGUUCAGGUCUACAGGUUUGGAGGAGGAUAUUGUUACCAAACAAUCAAAGAAACUGUCAAAUGAUCCAAACAAGUCGCAACAGAAGAGGCAAGGUUCGGAAUUGAAACCAAAGGAGGAGCAGCCACCUGGAAAGCGGUCUCGUUUGGAGGGUGGGUCUACAGAGGAUGCCACAUCAGAGCAACCACCUGCUCAGUCCCCCACCACAGCUUCUCCUGCAGAUGUGCACAAGCAAAUCAAAAUAACACCGCCUAAACCCAAAACUGUGAUACAUGAGAGUACAAAUUUCAUUGACUCUCUCCUUCCUGACCGUCCAACUGGAGUGAUACGUAGGAAGAAGAAGACGGGUGCCACGGUGGCGAUAACCUCUGUACCUGGUGCCUCGCGUGGUCCAACCACUCCCAUUACUGCCAAACCCCCAACGCCUACAUCUCCCCAUACCCCCAUCUCCCCUACCACUGCCAUCAAAAACUCACUUCCGGUUGUUCCAUCUUUUUACAAAGACACAUUGGAAACACCAACUGAAGAAAAAAGGAGUCCAAGCCCUCCCACAUUGGACAAGAGGAGCCCCUCCCCCACAGAAAAAGAGGACAAAGAUACUGCCCCACCCACUCUAGAGGAGAAUAAAACUUCAGAAGAUGUGGAAAUGACGGAUGCUUUAAAAGAGGGCUCUGAAGCCAGCAGAGAAGCAAUGGACACAGAUGAGAAGUCCGGGGAGUCUAAGGGUCUACUGACAACAGGUGCUACAGGCAAAAAGAAGAAAAACAAGAAAGUAUCCUGGGCCGAAGACUCCAGUUUACGAUUAUUUCACUACUUUGAACUGGACGAGACAGAGAGAGAAAAUGUGAAUAGGCCAAAAGACUUUAACCAGUUGAAGAAACAAGAAGCACAUUUGGAUAGGAAGGUGAUGGAAUCUGCAAGAAGACAGACCAAAGACAACAUGGUUGAGGCCAUACCUGUAAGUAUAGACCAAGAAUUGCUUCCUGACACACCAAGUGAACCUGACCUAGAAACAGUAGAACCUGCAGAUCCGAAGUUUAUUCCCCUCGAAGAUGAAAACUCCACAGGAGAGGAUGUUUUCAGUCAUGUUAACCCUACUGCACACGAGGCUACUGCUGCUAAUACUCCUCCUGACCCCAGUUCUAUUUUUGGUCAGCUUAAUAUACCUCCAGACAUUGCAGGUGUACUGCAAACAUUCCAGCAGGGAGGGGGGCUUCCUCCAAACCUAGACCCCGCCAGUGCUCAGAAUAUCCUGGCAUCAAUGAUGGGAACAGUUGGAGAUCCAAAUAAAACAGGAGAUGCCUUUGACAAACUGAAACAAAUUCUAGAACCAUUCCAAUCCAUGCAGAAUACUGGAGUUAUGGGACCUAUGCACCCGCCUGGUCCAGGCAUGAGAAUGCCUCCCCCAGGGCAGGGGAUGAUGGGGCCACCUCCAGGUGGAAUCUUAGGAGCUGCUCCUCCAGGGUUUAACCCCAUGAUGGGACCAGGUGGACCCCAGAGAUUCCCAGGUGGCCCUGGGAAUGAUGAGUGGGGAGAAAACAUGAUAGGAGGACCACCAAUGAGGGGUAGAGGUCGGGCGGGUAUACCAAUGAGAGGUGGGGGACCACGUGGCCCUCCUCCAGGAAUACCUGGGGGCCCUCCAAUGGGUCCCCCAAUGAGAGGAGGAAGAGGGGGCAGAGUUAGACAAGUGAAUGGAGACCGAGCGGUGUGUCGUCAUUUUGCUGCGGGUGGUUGUCGGAGAGGAAACACUUGUUCAUUCCUACACCCGGGUGUUAACGGACCACCAGUAUAGCAUUGUGUUGUCUUGGUGUAAAUGGACUACCUCUUACACAAGGGGCAUUACCAUAUAUUCAUGAGAAGAAUCAAGUAAAUGGAAUUCAGAAUGUUUUCCGACAUGUCUGUGAGAUGAGCUCUCUUAUAGACUUACGAGUGUGGGACUGAAGUCUGAAAGAUUAACAAUAGACUUACAAGAUUAACUUACAGGAAUAGAACUUACAGACUGGAAACUUACAAGUUCUUGUGGUUUAUAAAAUUAAUUGCAAAACUUCAGGGGAAUUUCUAUUUAAGGUUGUUUAUAUGCACAUUUUCCUUUUUAAGCAUAGAAUAUUGCAAGAAAGAGACACACUUCAAAAGUGAACUACAUGUACAUUUGUAUUCAAAAUUAGGUAUCUUAUGACUGAAGAAAUAAUGUAAAUCAAAACUUUUCCCAAAGAAAUGGGGUUGGUGAAUUUUUAUUUAUAUUUGUGUAUUUUUUAAAAUAGACAUAUACUGAAACUAGAUGUAGAUAUGGUAGAGGAUAAAACUAAGGUUGAAAUCCAUAUUCUGUCAUGCAAAUUGUGUAGCAUUCAGUUCAAAUUUCUGUUUGCUAUUAUAGAAUUAUUACAUCUUUGUAAUAUUGACCUUCAAAAGUGUUCAAACCGAUACACUAGUCAAUAAGUAACCAAUAAAUGGAUGAUGGAAAAUCUGAUCACUGAUUUUAUUCAGAUAAGGGCAUUGACAUAUUUGUACAUUUGAAUAUUGUAAAAAUGUUUUUUGCUGUUGGACAAAAUCAAGAUUUUGAGGACAUUAUUGAAAAAAGAAGGAAAUGCCAUUUAUGAUUAGUUUGAAUGGAGCAAAUGCAUGAAUUUCAGUGUAUGUAUAAAUGUCAAAUGUGUGACUGUCAUAAGACUUCAAAAGUAAAGAUAUGCAACUUGGAUGGUCUGUUAGUGGGUAUGUGUGAAGGUGUGUGAUUGUUAAGAGUGAUUAAGAUGGUUGUUAUUUUGUAUGACUCAGAGAUUAUGAUGAUGUUAUAAUUCCAUUUAAUGGAGGUGUACAUAAACAAUCUUGUUAUACAUUUACAUACAGGAGAUGCCAAAAAUAAAUUUUAAAAAAAUUAA
This is a messenger RNA of Saccostrea cuccullata (small rock oyster), 4095 nucleotides long. RefSeq names its product serine/threonine-protein phosphatase 1 regulatory subunit 10-like. Gene Ontology annotation, cellular component: chromatin; PTW/PP1 phosphatase complex; nucleus. Gene Ontology annotation, molecular function: metal ion binding; protein phosphatase 1 binding. The record is from RefSeq and is a predicted model, not a curated record. The coding region runs from base 468 to 3011 and encodes 847 amino acids. The transcript is spliced from 19 exons. NCBI's taxonomy places the organism in Eukaryota, Metazoa, Mollusca, Bivalvia, Ostreida, Ostreidae.